Jaminaea rosea is the source of this 2058-nucleotide messenger RNA. Its product is annotated as hydroxyethylthiazole kinase. Gene Ontology annotation, cellular component: cytoplasm. Gene Ontology annotation, molecular function: ATP binding; hydroxyethylthiazole kinase activity; magnesium ion binding. Gene Ontology annotation, biological process: thiamine biosynthetic process. The coding region runs from base 118 to 1761 and encodes 547 amino acids. NCBI's taxonomy places the organism in Eukaryota, Fungi, Basidiomycota, Exobasidiomycetes, Microstromatales. The transcript is spliced from 3 exons. The record is from RefSeq and is a predicted model, not a curated record.
CGCAGGCAGUCAAUUGUUCCGAUUUCGAUUUCGAGAUUCGAUGACUCCAAGCAGCGGCUCAUUCAUUCCUUCUUUUCCCCCUGCCAGCCAUUCUCGUUCCUCCGUCUCUCGACCAGCAUGGCGCCUCAACAGCCCAACUACGCCGUGUACUACGUAACAGGGCGCGACCUGCUCCCUCCUGGCGUCGACUUCUUCCAACAUCUGGACAAGGCCCUCUCUGGAGGACAUGUGUCCGUCGUCCAGAUUCGAGAGAAGGACGCCGACAAUGGAGAGUUCCUCGAGGUUGCAAAGAAAGCACAUGCUAUCGCUGCGCAGCACCGCGUACCCAUGCUGGUAAAUGACAACCUCAGCGUGGCGCUCUGCCUUCCUCCGUCCGUCGGCUUGCACAUCGGCCAAGACGAUAUUCCUCUACCUCAAGCCCGCAAAUUGCUCGGCCCAGACCGCCUCAUCGGCAUCUCAGUCCACACAGUCGACGACGCCAAGCGCGCCCUGGCCGAAGGAGUCGCAGACUAUGCUGGUGUAGGCCCCGUGUACGGCACGCAGAGCAAAGCAGGCAUCACAGACGACAAGGUCCUCUCACCGCGAGGGGCAGCGGAUAUUGUCGAUGCACUUCAAUCCACGAAUCGGGAGAGGAGACUACCCUGCGUCCUCAUUGGCGGUAUCAAUGCUCAAACGUGCGUACGCGCCCUCGUUGGAGCUACUGGGCUGCACAACUACCCCGACGGGGUUGCGGUAGUCUCUGCAAUCCAAGCACGGACAGACCCGGACGUUGCUGCGGCCGAGCUGGACGAGAUGGUUGCCAGCUGGCAAUUCCGCCGCUCCUUUGGCGGCUCAGCCAUCUCACUGCAGGGCGAAACCGCAUCCUCCCUCGUGCAAGCAGCCUCCUCCCUCCUGACCCUGCACAGACGCUCCAAUUUGGGCCCACCACUCAUCCAGACCCUGACGUCGCACGUCUCCUCUACUCUCUCAGCGAAUAUAGCCCUGGCCUUUAGCUCGUCGCCAAUCAUGUCCCACCAGGAAGAGGAAGCCGCCGACCUAGGCCGCGUAACGGGGGGCGUGGUACUCAACAUCGGCACCAUCUCCGCCGAAUCACGACGAGGAAUGAAGGCCGUAGGUCGCGAAGCGAACAAAGGUGGCAAGCCCGUCGUCCUCGACCCCGUAGGAGUGGGCGCAUCAGCCUUCAGGAAAGGCUGUGUCCAACAGAUCCUCAACGACACACAAGUCACCCUCAUCAAGGGAAAUGCAGCCGAACUCUCCUCCAUCGCAGGGUUGAGCGAAGUGGCCUCUCGCGGUGUCGACUCCGGUGCGGGAUCGCUGAGCGACCCAGUCGGGCUGGUGAAGAAGCUCGCCCGCAAGGAGAAGUGCCUCGUGCUGCUCACGGGAAAGACGGACUAUCUUUCAGACGGCAGAGCCGUGUUGGCAUGCGAGAAUGGUCAUCCGAUGGUGGGGAGGAUCACGGGUAGUGGGUGUGCGUUGGGCGUCAUGCUGGCCGCAGGGAUGGCUGCUGCGUGUAACAAGGCCAAGGAGGAGGGAGAGGGCGCGAUGAGGGGCUCGGCGUCGAUGCUGGUAGACGCCAAUGGGAAGGAUGUGCUUGUCGGGGCAUUGAUGGGGUUGUUGAGCAUGACGAUCGCGUCAGAGAAGGCUGCGGGAAGAGGAGAUGUGAAGGGACCUGGAUCGUUCAUUCCGGCAUUGAUCGAUGAGAUUGCGAACCUCAGGCCGGAGGAUCUGGUUCAGGGAGCAAAUCUCAGCGUGGCGGAGUAGGGUAGAGGGAGAGAGCGGCUGCUUGGGAUGGCGUGGCAUUGCUUUUGAUCGUACUGUAGUCAAUAAAUAGAGUAAGUGCCUCCAUAAGCGGCCUUGAGCAUUUGAGGGAGAAUGGUGACCUUGUAUUAACAUCAUCUAGAAGAUUGAUCGGGCGACGAAAUGCUGUCUUUGGCUGCACGCGCUCAGUAGAUCUCGUCAAAAGGUCUCGUAUCCGCAAAGCACUGCGGGAACACCUCAUCGACGACCUUCUCCGCCUCCUCCUUCCCGCCUUUGCAAGCCGGAUUAGCCAUAACAGAA